This is a messenger RNA of Paramecium pentaurelia, 1147 nucleotides long. NCBI's taxonomy places the organism in Eukaryota, Ciliophora, Oligohymenophorea, Peniculida, Parameciidae. The record is from the annotation of a GenBank genome assembly.
GAUGAUAAAAUAUGUUUUAUGGGGAUGUCUAUUAUUAGCAUGUAUAUCAGUAGAGGAUGGUCGUUAUUUUGAAUAUAUGGAAGUAAUUAUUGAUAAAAAUUGGAAUAAUAGAUUGAUAGAGAUGAAUUUGGAAAAACUUUGAUUGAUACAUUGGAAAUUAAUAUAUCAGGUGGACAAUCAUUAGAAAAAGUAGUUGAUUUAAUGCGUGAUUUGGAAGGCUAAAUAGACAAUGAAUAAAAGGAUGAUGAUAUUUCUAAUCAAUAAUUUUAAAAGAAAUGUGAUGAAGUAAGUAUAUAUUAGAUUUAAAUAUAGGAUUUAACUAAUUAAGAGAAUGAGAUUAAUUAAACAUAAUUAGCAAUUGUUGAGAAAUAAGGCAAGUUGGAUGAAUUGAAGAAUGCUUAAUAAAGAAAGAAAUAAAUAGCUAAUGCAAAAGAUUAAUGGUUGAAAUAAAUAUAAGAAUUAAUAUCUUAAAAAUAAACAAUAAGAAAUUAAGAAUAAGAUAGGUAUGAGUAAGAGAUGAAUGAAAAUUCAUAUGUUAUUUCUGUGAUUUCUGAAGUUAAAAAGAAAUUUACUUUAAAUGGAAUAAAUUUAAUAUAAAUUAACAAUCAUGAGGCAUUGAUGGAUGAUUUAGAAAAUGCAGUAGAUCAAAGCAAAAAUUUCAUAUAGAAUACUAGAUAUUAAGAAGUUUUUGGAUUGUUUGUUUAAGUUGCAGCAAAAGUGAAAAAUGAAGGUGCAGAUAAAUUAAAAUCUUUAUGUGAUGAAUUAUUAAUCAAUGUAUCUGAUAAUAUGUCAUUAAUAAGAAAGUAAGAAGAUAAAAGGAAAGAUAUAUUUGAAAAAGAGAUAUCAUCUUUAUAAAAAGAUUAACAAUUAGUGUAAAGUGAUAAAUCUAUGAUUGAUGCAGGAUUAGAAUAAUUAGAUAAUUAGAUAUCUAUGGGAUAAAAUGAUUUAACAGAUUAUAAUGCAAGAAUUGAAAGCAAAAAAUAAACAAAAGAAGAUAGGAGAAAAGAAUGUUCUUAGGCUGCUUAUGAAUACAAAUAAAGCAGAGAAUAAAAUGAUAGAAAAAGACAAUUAGUUUCUUAAGUUAUAGGAUUAUUUAGUGCAAAUUAGAGAGAAUUUAAAGAAUAUUUAAGUAUAAGAAAUAAUUGAG